AUGAGAUCUCUUCAGUUUGCUUCGCUUUCCAUCUUUUUUGGCUUUUAUAUUUUAGGGAGUUCUGCAGAAUAUAAAUGUUCUAGCCGAGCUCGAUUCUCGGAUGAAGAGGUCGAGACGAGGGCAAAUGCCAUAUACAGCAGAGGUGAAGAACUCAAAGAUUAUCUAACAGAUGGACAAAAUAAAAUGGAGGACAUAGGGUUCUUUGGGAGCGAAGCUUAUCAUGAUUUAAGGUUUGAAGCUGCCUUUAUCCCUGCAUCCGGAGCAAAAUGCCACUAUCAAAUUCGGGUUUCUUAUCCAUCAAGAGAAAUAUAUCUAAUAGAGUAUAAUGGUUACAUGGCUCAACCCUGCCGAAAAAGCUAG
Messenger RNA from Blumeria graminis f. sp. triticale, 360 nucleotides. Lineage: Eukaryota; Fungi; Ascomycota; Leotiomycetes; Helotiales; Erysiphaceae. The record is from the annotation of a GenBank genome assembly.